Molecule: messenger RNA, 3348 nt
Organism: Hermetia illucens (black soldier fly)
Lineage: Eukaryota; Metazoa; Arthropoda; Insecta; Diptera; Stratiomyidae
Gene: Pka-R1
Product: cAMP-dependent protein kinase type I regulatory subunit
Exons: 7
Coding region: 401-1369 (322 amino acids)
Biological process (GO): regulation of protein phosphorylation
Cellular component (GO): cAMP-dependent protein kinase complex
Molecular function (GO): cAMP-dependent protein kinase regulator activity
Source: RefSeq, a predicted model, not a curated record
UCUUUCCGUCGGACUCCCGUACCAAGGUAGGCCAGAGCUUUACGACUGCACUGCAUUUUCGCAGUGCAUGGGAAUUCCAUCGCGUUGUUAUCGCGGUUUUCGUGUCGUGCAACUUUUAGUUUGAUUUAAAUAAAAUUAAAAUUGCUUAUUGAAAUUGUGGUUACCAUUACAGAUUUUAAGAUCGAUUUAUAAUUUAUAGACACAUGGUGACAGUGUAGUUUAUUACAUAAAAUAGAAGUUGAGUGUGGAAUUCGUAAAGUGUUUUAUUCUUCGGUGCCAUUGAACAUUAGUGCGGCAUUAGUCAGUGUUGGUUCCAGUGCAAGUGCUUCAACAAUAAUUGGAUUACGUUCUCGUUGCAUUCGCUUGUUUACGAACCUUCCGUGAAAGCCGAGGUGAAAAUAUGUCAAAGGAGCAAGUUAAAUUAGAUGCCACAAAACAAGCUACCAGUCCAGAUGACUGCGAUGAUCUCAGUCCAAUGCCACAGACAACUGUUCCGCCCGUACGUCGACGUGGUGGCAUCUCAGCGGAACCAGUCACAGAAGAAGAUGCAACGAGUUACGUGAAAAAAGUCGUUCCAAAAGAUUACAAGACGAUGGCUGCCCUGUCGAAAGCGAUUGCCAAAAAUGUUCUUUUCUCACAUUUGGAUGAGAACGAAAGGUCUGAUAUUUUUGAUGCUAUGUUCCCGGUGAAUUGCUUGGCUGGCGAAUACAUCAUACAGCAGGGUGACGAAGGUGAUAACUUCUACGUCAUCGACCAAGGCGAAGUGGAGGUCUUCGUGAAUAAUGAGUUGGUAACAACAAUUGGCGAAGGCGGUAGCUUCGGCGAAUUAGCUUUAAUCUACGGAACACCUCGAGCAGCCACAGUCCGUGCCAAAACUGAUGUAAAAUUAUGGGGUAUUGAUCGCGAUUCAUAUCGUCGAAUUUUGAUGGGCUCGACAAUCCGCAAAAGGAAAAUGUACGAAGAAUUUUUGUCACGAGUUUCCAUUUUGGAGAGUUUGGACAAAUGGGAGCGUCUUACCGUGGCCGAUGCGUUGGAACCAGUUGGCUUUGAAGAUGGUGAAACAAUCGUUAAGCAAGGUGAACCGGGUGAUGACUUCUAUAUAAUUGUGGAAGGAUGUGCGGUUGUUCUGCAAAAACGGGCUGAGCAAGGUGACGAACCUGUGGAAGUUGGACGGUUGGGUCCGAGUGACUACUUCGGUGAAAUCGCAUUGCUUCUGGAUCGACCACGAGCUGCUACGGUUGUGGCCCGGGGUCCACUGAAAUGUGUCAAACUUGACAGAGCGCGAUUCGAACGCGUUCUUGGUCCAUGUGCGGACAUCCUCAAGCGCAACAUUACACAGUACAACAGUUUUGUAUCAUUAUCUGUUUAAUUUCAUCAUCGUAAUCGUCGUCGUCAUCGUGAAUAAAAGGAAAUAUGUACGAUAUCUAUCUAUCUGUAACUACUGAAAUUUAACAAGUAAAAAUUUUUGUGUAAAAUCAACAAAAAUUUAAGAGACAACUACAAAAAACUAUUGUACUAAUGCUGUGUAAGUAAAACAUGAAAUAAAAACAAACUGGAGUGAACGCAAAUAGAGAGUAGAGCAAUUUGUAACAGUACGAUGAAUAAGAAGACAAAAUUGACCGAAAAAAUAGUGAUGGAUGUAAAAUUUGUAUAAAAAACAACACUAAAGGCUAAAAACAUCAAUUUCAUGUAAAAUGAAGGAGCGAAUUAAAGUUUUGAACGAUUGAUAAGGAACAUUUUUAAGUGCUGAUAUACAAUUCAUUACGAUAGUAAAUUUCUGAAUAACAAACAUCCAGAGAACAGCUAAAAGUUAAACACAACUAUCUCUUGUAGCAAAAAAGGGAAAAGAAGAUAUUUAUACAUGUAUAAAAAUUAGUCAUGAUAUGCUCCCUUUUGGGACCUAUACAUAUUUAUCCUGAUUUUUACUAUUUGCAUUGAAUUUGGUUCGAUUAUUUUCAAUAUCUCGCAGAGCAUAAACGACUAGGUUGAGAUGCCCAAUAUUCAAAAUUAAUAGAAAGUUAAAGUGAAAUAGUGACAAACUUAGCGCAAAACUGGAUUUCUGCUGCUUGGCUUCAAAAGCUAUUCACUAGCGUAAAGUUAGGUUAUUUUUAAUUUAAUAUUUAUUUAAAUAAUAAUAAAAAGGAAACAUUUAUGAGAUACUAAACUUUUAUUUAGAGCAAAUGAGAAUAGGGAGAAAAUGCAAUGAAGAAACGUUAAGUGCCAAAAAAGUGUGGAAGAUAAUUGGAUGUGGGUUUAGCGGAUUGAUUUUUGAUAUUUCCUGUAUUAUCGCAUCUCUUAUCAAAAUAUCUAUUUCUAUUUAUAUUCGACAAUCAAGUUCCAAUAUUCAUUACAAAGGUAGAGCGUUCAAAACGAGUCAGCGACCAUUUUCCUUACUACGAUGAAUCUAGGCAAAAAGACAUAUCCCGCGCCAUGUUGUUUGUAAAAGAUUCAUGCCUUUUCCUAAUUGUUAUUUCGUGAUCAGUACGUCAAAUCCACAAUCAAUUAGAAGUAAUAAACGAAAACCUACAACCAUAUAUUAUCAAGCAAGGCAACGUGAAACAACUUUGAUUUUCAACUACAUUAGAGCGCACUGGUGCGCGGCAAAUAGGUAGACUUCCCAAGCUAACCCGCCGGCGGGUUUCUAUUUUAUGUAUUAUCGACAAUAUAUGCUUGAGAACACAUAGCGAAAGCGUUACAAUGAUCCAUAACUAGAUAGUUGCAUGCGUCAAUCGAAACUUAGCGAGCAAAUUACAUCUUCUGGUACUUAAUGUUGCCCACUACCAAGUGUUUCCCGAUCUAAUAAUAGACAUGCUUGUGUUUCAUUCUAAAUCAUAUUUCCAAGAGGACAGAAUUAUAUAACCCAAAUACAAUCAUAUUGAGCGUCAGCAUCGUUAUAACCAUUAUUGUUUACUACAAAGCUUCGCAUCUAGCAAAGUCAGAAACGCAACUUAUGAAUGAAAGCACACCUGACGCCGUGUUGCACUUAUGCCCAUUACAACCAUCCAAGCGAAUUAAGAAGUUUAUUCAAGCAUCAAUCGAAUUUAAUGCAAUACAAUUUACAUAAAUGAAAAUAAAUGCUUUCUAGAUGCGCAUAGCAAGUUUAUUGCUUACGAACUAUUUUUGUAUUGUCAUUCAAUUUUAUAUUAUCCGAGAACGAUAUAAAUUGCAAAGAAUUUAUUAACAACUUUUUUAAAACCAUCAUUUGUGUUUGAGACAUGCAUUUCUAUGUAUUCUUCACCAUUACUUGUAAUAGUCGUUAGUUAUGUUUUCAAUAUGUAUUUGUAUCUGUUUUCUUUUUCAAAUUAAAUUCAAUUGAAAUUAUUAUAAAUAAAACAAUAUUUAAAACAA